UUCAACCACAAAUAAAAAGCACCGAGGUAACCAUACUGCAAGGGUCAAUGAAAAUCAUAGGAGAAUGUUCACGGAUAAUUGUCAACGUUGUCGCAAACGACGAGCUGGGCUUCUAUUGCCGGAAAUGCGCCAUUCCGAUCUGCCUUCGCUGCAAGGUGACGGUGCACGAGCAGAACACGACGGGGAACCUGUCGGAUGUGGCGUUCGAGAUCCGCGUGCUGCUGACGGACAUGCUGAAGUGCGCACAGGGGGUGCUGCCCAAGUUCCACGGGCACUUCAACGAUAUGACGUACUACAGCGACCAUCUGGAGAAGGAACGCGAGAAGCUGAAGGAGGAGAUUAUUGAACAGGUUCGAUCGGAAUUGUUUUUGUAA
Messenger RNA from Dreissena polymorpha, 374 nucleotides. RefSeq lists its product as uncharacterized. NCBI's taxonomy places the organism in Eukaryota, Metazoa, Mollusca, Bivalvia, Myida, Dreissenidae. The transcript has 2 exons. The record is from RefSeq and is a predicted model, not a curated record. The coding region runs from base 48 to 374 and encodes 108 amino acids.